This is a messenger RNA of Electrophorus electricus (electric eel), 2327 nucleotides long. The record is from RefSeq and is a predicted model, not a curated record. Lineage: Eukaryota; Metazoa; Chordata; Actinopteri; Gymnotiformes; Gymnotidae.
CUGCACCUUCGUCAUGUGCAUUGGUUUCCGUAUCAGUACUUCUCGAGCUGACUGAACCCUUUGGCCCGCGCUUGGUCUGAUGAUGGCGAAGUUAACGUGACUGAGCUUCGUGUCUGCUGCUCCGCGCCAGCUAACGUUUACUGUAGCAGCACUACAGCGCGAGCAUGUAGCACGGACGUGCCUGAUACGUUCCGUGUUUCCGGAGGAACAUAAUCGCUGACGGACCAACGCUAAAAGCAAACACUGUGUGUGUGUGUGUGUGUGUGUGUGUGUGUGUGUGUGUGUGUGUGUGUGUGGUGGCGGCGGUCCUGACGUGCAGGACGGAAAUAAGCGCGUCAGAGGGUCGGGACGGUAGCCGCGCGCAGCAGGUCAGAGAUGCGAUUGCUGUUCUUGGCGUGUCUGAGUCCCCAAACUGGAAACUGCACCACUGCGGAAAGGAUCAGGGAUCACAUCGAGCGCGCGGGUCACGUGUGCUUACUUCGAGACACGAGAGACGUCAGGUGUGCGUCCGAUGUCGCGCACCUGCAGCGGGAGACGGCGCUGGACGGGGCGCUGGCCAUCCACCUGUACAAGGCGGGGCGACUGUUGCUAGACGCUGGGGUGCCUUUCGGAGUCGUGUUCGGCGGGACAGACAUCAACGAAGACGCCAAAGAUGAAGGCAAACGUGCAGUGAUGAAGGAGGUUCUGAACAGGGCCAGGUUUGCUGUGUCAUUCAGCAAGGAGCUGAAGGAAAAAGCAGAGGCCAUCUUGGAGUGUGGGAGUGGCCAGAUCUGUGUGCAGGCUCAAGGAAUCGAGACCCGGCCGAGCUUGGACUUCAGCUGGAUGGAGUUCCUACGUAGCGCAGGUGUGUGUGUGGAUGGAGUUGAAGAUCUGAAGGUCUUUCUGCUGGUGUGUGGCCUCAGAAGGGUGAAGGACCCACUGUACCUGCUCAACGCCUUCUCAGAGUGGCACACACAGAACCCACUGGCUAUCCUCAUCAUCAUUGGCCCAAAGAUGGACCUGGAGUUUAGCACAGAAGUCCAGAAGUGUGUUGAGAGAUCUGCCGGUGUGUUCCUAGCUGCAGAGCGGAGUCAGGAGGAGCUCCACGCUGCCAUGCAGAGGUCGUUGGCUGUGGUGAACUCCUCUCAGUCUGAAGGCAUGUCAGCCGCUGUCUUAGAGGCGAUGGAUUUGGGCGUACCCGUGUUGGCGAGGAAUAUUCCUGGGAACGCCGCGAUAGUCCGACACGGGAUCACAGGGCUGUUAUUCUCCUGUCCAGAGGAGUUUGUGUGUCUGUCCAAACAACUGCUCCAUGACAAGGAACUGCGGGCCAGCCUGGGACGGAACGGGACCCGCUAUGUCACACAGCACCACAGCGCCGCCCUAGAGCGCACCACCUACCAGCGCCUGGUGGCCACGCUGCACUGACGCGCCCAGCGUCCCCGGACUCUGCGGACCUACGGAAGCCUGCAAGGACGUGCGUGUUAGUGUACAUGUUAACGUAAUUUAUUCCCUUAUACAUUAUUUUACAAAGUGGGAGAACAGUAGUUGGUUUGGACAUUGCUGUCUGUAGCAGUGACACAAACCCAACGUUUACACUCGACCCUCGAGGUUGCACUGAUGUCAGGAUCUCUGAGGACAGCUACUAUUUUACGGUCAGUCUUUUAUACAAGCAGAGACAAAACUACUGGUUAGUUUGGAUGCGCAAAGAUAAAGACGGGCAUUCCCAAUGUGUGUUUACUCAGAAUUGCCCUCUCUAGAGAUACCUUUCUCCGAGAGAACAGCUCUGAAAUCAGCCUCGAUCUACCUAGUGGAAUUCUCUUUAAAAUGUUAAUUUUAGCGUAAGAUGACUGGUCACAAAUGCCUCGUUGCAUUAGUGAAGUACAUCAUAAUGUUUACGAUGCGUAAUAAGUCUUUGGGGGUUAAAGGUCCCAUACAGAAGAUCUGGCUGUCUUUGCUUCGCACUUGGAUUGCUUUUCUCGUGACAGAUGAUGUGUUCCAUGUGGAACAGAUUAACAGAUUAUCACUGAAGAUACGAGUCAGUGGACUCAGAACCCAUGGGAACCCAACCAUCGCAGGGGCUUCACAUCAGACAUGCUGUAAACCAUCCCUGCUCCACCCAGCUCAGCUACACCCCCUCUCUGCUCCACCCCCUCUCUGCUUUCAGGUGAUGUGCUCUGCUCCUAGUCUAGAAAGAUUCUGGCGUUGGGAUCUAGAUGCAAUAUUUUUCUUUUCCUUUUAAUAUUUAUUCAAAUCUAGAAUCCAGUCAGGCAUGUAUACAUUGUUGAAACUGAAUGUGUACUGAAUGUUUUCCAAACGUGUCCAGCUUUCAAUAAACCUUGUUAGGAAUA